Messenger RNA from Durotheca rogersii, 840 nucleotides. RefSeq names its product Endoribonuclease L-PSP-domain-containing protein. Gene Ontology annotation, cellular component: cytosol; mitochondrion. The coding region runs from base 110 to 610 and encodes 166 amino acids. The transcript has 6 exons. Gene Ontology annotation, molecular function: deaminase activity. The record is from RefSeq and is a predicted model, not a curated record. NCBI's taxonomy places the organism in Eukaryota, Fungi, Ascomycota, Sordariomycetes, Xylariales, Xylariaceae.
AGGAGCAGGCGCCUACCCAGGUACCUAUACCCACCUGUAUAUAGACUCUAGCCUAGCACUACCCCCCCACGUGCGUUGGACACCUAGGCAGGCGGGUACAGAUAUCUAUAUGUCUCUCUGUGCCCUUCCAGUUCGAGCCCUCAUCUCUUCUACGGUCCGUCGCCGUUUCUUACCCGCUUCGCGAGCCGCACCUCUCGUACCCGUCACCCCGAUCCACCACAUCCGCGCCAUGGCCGAUAUUACUCCCGUUUUCUCCAAAGAGGCAGCUCCGCCUGCCGGACCUUACUCCCACGCCAUCAAGACGCCGACGGCUAUCUACUGCUCGGGACAGAUCCCGAGCGACGCCGACGGCAACCUCGUCCAGGGCAGCAUCGGCGACAAGACGGCCGCCUGCCUCCGCAACUUGAAGGGGGUGCUCGCCGCCGCCGGCUCCUCGCUCGACCGCGUCGUCAAAGUCAACAUCUUCCUCACCGACAUGGAGUACUUCGGUGAGAUGAACCAAACGUACGAGAAGUGGUUCGUCAGCCACAAACCCGCCCGCAGCUGCGUCGCCGUCAAGCAGCUCCCCAAGGGUGUCGAAAUCGAGAUCGAGUGCAUCGCCCUCCCGUGAGCGCGGUCCCCGGCUGUUUCCAACCAAUGGGGAAAUGAAGAGAUAAAAAGGGCCAAAAGAAAGGAGGGCAGUCGAGAGUCAAUGUAAAUAAGCCGCAUCGGACUACGCCAGUCCCGGCAUUUAAAAAAUCCACUGAUCGACUACCAAUUAUGUUCACGUCGGCGUAUUCUCUAUUGCAUGCGUGUGUAGAUCUAGGUAUUACGGAUGAAGACUUGUAUUCGUGAAGCUAA